This is a messenger RNA of Vitrella brassicaformis, 1201 nucleotides long. The record is from the annotation of a GenBank genome assembly. NCBI's taxonomy places the organism in Eukaryota, Vitrellaceae.
UCAUUCACUCUUGCGCUCGGCUCGAUACAUACUGCAUGGAACAUACGGCCAGGCCGUGAGGAAAAUGGUACGAACAGAUACCUCGCUGUGAAUCGAUUGGUACGGUUUCACCUGAUGAAUCGCUGAGCUGACGACGAAUCUCCGCGUGUUCUGUCUCCCUCUCGUUGCUUCGCUUCUCCUUCGCCGUCACGAGAAGGCUGAGGAGGGGCUGGAGAGCUCAUGCGAAAGGCACUUACCGCUCGCAGCAUUCGCUGCACGUCGCGGCCUGCCGUGCCCAUGCUUCUGCCUCGCUCUUCCGCGAUUGCUAAGCAUCCACAGGAUACAUGAAAAAGAAACCGAUGCAGACAUCGCAGCCUGUACUGACCUCCAGCUUGGGCUCUCAGUAGGCUGCAGGGGAUAAAAAGACACGCACACCAGGUACAUACACUCCAUUGCUUCGGGGUCGAGGUAGGCUGGGUGUGCAUUCUCUUACUCGGCCAUUCUCUCGGUGGUCGUCACGUCUUCCUGCUUUUCGAAGUCCUCGGCCUUGACUUCAGACGAGCUUGAGCUGCUUGCGACCUCCGAUAUCUCGCCACCUUCUUUAUCGCUCUGUGCCGCACUCUUCGCCUUCAAUCUCAGCCUCGAUGCAAUGCCUUGUGGCAAGCCCUUCUUUGGAAAAACUGACGAAGCCUUGGCUGAAGCAGCUUCUCGCGACUGGUCCUCGUCAGCUUGCGGAGGGGCAGACGGUGCGGUGGCUCGUCUCUUUCCUGCAGCUCUGAACGCUGCAGCACCUCGAAGCAGCCUCUGCACGUCGGUCCCUGCCUGACUGAAAGUCCGUCGUUCUUGAGAGAUUGCAGAAGCGUGGACACUGUACAGUCUGUAGAGACAAACCAGGCGUGACCAUGGGCAAAGCUCAAGCGCUUCUCCACACUCUCGCUGACCUGCCAAGACGCUCCGUAGGAGACAUGUCUUUUUGCGUCUCGACUUUGCCAGCGUCGGCUUCUUGACUGUCGCUGCUCUCCGAUGUCUCCGCUGCAGAGCUGGCUGAGACGGCGCUCUCCUCCCCGUUCUUCUUGGAGAUCGCUUUCUUGAGCAUCGAUGCCGCCCUGCCUUCUUUCGUUGCCUCGGUGCCUUCCUCCUUGCUGAACGGCACGAGCUUCCUCUCUGACUUGGCUUCCUUGUCACUGGCAGCGCUCUUGAAGGCCCUCACUUCUCGCAUCAU